This is a messenger RNA of Salvelinus fontinalis (brook trout), 3672 nucleotides long. RefSeq names its product cullin-3-like. Gene Ontology annotation, cellular component: Cul3-RING ubiquitin ligase complex. Gene Ontology annotation, biological process: ubiquitin-dependent protein catabolic process; protein ubiquitination. Gene Ontology annotation, molecular function: ubiquitin protein ligase binding. The coding region runs from base 223 to 2523 and encodes 766 amino acids. The record is from RefSeq and is a predicted model, not a curated record. The transcript is spliced from 16 exons. NCBI's taxonomy places the organism in Eukaryota, Metazoa, Chordata, Actinopteri, Salmoniformes, Salmonidae.
UUACCACUGCCCUGUAGAAGCUUGUUGUCCGCCAUCACUGCAAGGUAGAAGCUAGGCAAAAAUUGAGAGAAGAGGAGUGACAACAACAGCGCAGAGAGACGGACCCAAGCCCAAGGGGAAGGUCGAGGGGGAUCUUUACCACUUUCCAUUUGCAGGCAUCCUUGUUGCAGCCUAAAAUAGUAUUUCAUGAUAACGUAGAGAAGACGGACGUACUAACUAAUCAUGUCCAACCUCAAAGGCGGCGUCAAGAAGGACACCAAGAUGAGGAUAAGAGCCUUUCCUAUGACAAUGGAUGAGAAGUAUGUCAACAACAUCUGGGACCUUCUGAAGAACGCUAUCCAGGAGAUCCAGAGGAAGAACAAUAGCGGGCUGAGCUUCGAGGAGCUCUACAGGAACGCCUACACCAUGGUGCUGCACAAACACGGCGAGAAGCUCUACACGGGCUUACGCGAGGUCGUCACCGAGCACCUCGUCAACAAAGUACGGGAAGAUGUCCUAAACUCGUUAAACAAUAACUUUCUGCAGACUUUGAAUCAAGCGUGGAACGACCACCAGACAGCCAUGGUCAUGAUCAGAGACAUCCUGAUGUACAUGGACCGGGUGUACGUGCAGCAGAACAACGUGGAGAACGUCUACAACCUGGGCCUGAUCAUCUUCAGAGACCAGGUGGUACGCUACGGCUGCAUUCGAGACCACCUGCGACAGACCCUGCUGGACAUGAUCGCACGGGAGAGGAAAGGAGAGGUGGUGGACAGGGGAGCGAUCAGGAACGCCUGUCAGAUGCUGAUGAUUCUGGGUCUGGAGGGUAGGUCUGUGUACGAGGAAGACUUUGAGUCCCCCUUCUUAGAAAUGUCUGCAGAAUUCUUCCAGAUGGAGAGCCAGAAGUUCCUAGCGGAGAACAGUGCCAGUGUGUACAUCAAGAAGGUGGAGGCCAGGAUCAACGAGGAGAUAGAGCGGGUGCUGCACUGCCUGGACAAGUCCACAGAGGAGCCCAUCGUCAAGGUGGUGGAACGGGAGCUCAUCUCCAAACACAUGAAGACCAUCGUGGAGAUGGAGAAUUCCGGCCUGGUUCACAUGCUCAAGAACGGCAAGACAGAAGACCUGGGCUGUAUGUACAAGCUGUUUAGCCGUGUGCCUAACGGCCUGAAGACCAUGUGUGAGUGUAUGAGCUCCUACCUGAGGGAGCAGGGCAAGGCUCUGGUGUCAGAGGAGGGAGAGGGCAAGAACCCUGUCGACUACAUCCAGGGCCUGUUGGACCUGAAGACGCGGUUCGACCGUUUCCUCCUGGAGUCAUUCAACAACGACCGACUCUUUAAGCAGACUAUCGCCGGAGACUUUGAGUACUUCCUCAACCUCAACUCCCGCUCCCCAGAGUACCUCUCCCUCUUCAUCGACGACAAGCUCAAGAAGGGAGUCAAAGGGCUGACAGAACAGGAGGUGGAGUCCAUCCUGGACAAGGCCAUGGUUCUCUUCCGGUUCAUGCAGGAGAAGGAUGUGUUUGAGAGGUACUACAAACAGCACCUGGCCCGGAGGCUGCUCACCAACAAGAGCGUCUCCGACGACUCUGAGAAGAACAUGAUCUCUAAGCUGAAGACUGAGUGUGGCUGUCAGUUCACCUCUAAACUGGAAGGGAUGUUCAGAGACAUGAGCAUCUCCAACACCACCAUGGACGAGUUCCGACAACACCUACAGUCCACGGGGCUGUCUCUAGGGGGCGUCGACCUCACAGUAAGAGUACUCACCACUGGCUAUUGGCCCACACAGUCGGCCACGCCCAAAUGCACCAUCCCCCCCUCCCCGAGACACGCCUUCGAGGUCUUCAGAAGGUUCUACUUGGCCAAACACAGUGGCAGACAGUUGACCCUCCAGCAUCACAUGGGCUCAGCCGACCUCAACGCUACCUUCCACGGCCCCAUCAAGAAGGAGGAUGGUUCGGAGGUAGGAGUGGGAGGAGCCCAGGUGACAGGCUCUAACACCAGGAAGCACAUACUGCAGGUCUCCACCUUCCAGAUGACCAUCCUCAUACUCUUCAACAACAGAGAAAAGUCCACGUUCGAGGAGAUCCAGCAGGAGACGGAUAUACCGGAGAGGGAGCUGGUGCGAGCGCUGCAGUCGCUGGCUUGCGGGAAGCCCACCCAGCGCGUCCUCACCAAGGAGCCCAAGUCCAAGGAGAUCGAGAACGGCCACGUGUUUACAGUCAACGAUCAGUUUACCUCCAAGCUGCACAGAGUCAAAAUACAGACAGUCGCUGCUAAGCAGGGCGAGUCGGACCCUGAGAGGAAGGAGACGCGGCAGAAGGUGGACGAUGACAGGAAGCAUGAGAUCGAGGCGGCCAUCGUCCGCAUCAUGAAGUCCAGGAAGAGGAUGCAGCACAACGUCCUGGUAGCAGAGGUCACCCAGCAGCUGAGGGCCCGGUUCCUCCCCAGCCCUGUGGUCAUUAAGAAGCGCAUUGAAGGACUCAUAGAGAGAGAAUACUUGGCACGGACGCCUGAGGACCGCAAAGUCUACACCUACGUUGCAUAAGAGGAGAGGAGCGUUGUGGGAGAGGAGAAAUGGAUUGAGGGGAGGUUUUUUUGGAGGGGGGGAGGGGGGGGUGUUGUACGCAUGGACUGGGAAGUUCCUUUUUAAAAGAUAAAUGCUGGGAAGCUGACUCCUCCCUUUACAAAAAUGGAAAAAAAACAGAAGUAAAUGGCAAAAAAAAAUAAUACAAAAAAAAUAAUCCAUGAAGUGUUGUAGAUUUUUUUUUUUAUCAGGCCAACUACUAUUACUCUUGCUCCCUGUGAGAAUUUCAACAUGGAUGGAUUCCAGCUUUUCACCGUUUUACCCUUGUAGAGAUCAACCUUAAAGAAUCCCUUGGGAAAGAUGUGAAUGCACCACUUUUUUUUUUUUUUUUUUGGUUUUCAAUACUGUAUAAAAAUGAGAAUGAAUUAUUAAAAACAAAACAGCAAAUGUGGAUUGCUGCAACAAAAAAAAAUGGAAUAUUGAGGUUUUAUUUCUUAACCAACAAUUAUUUAAUGCUGAUCCUUCAGGCUAAAACUAGCUACAAAAUCGUUGAAUUCAAGUGUGUGCGCGUGUGUCCUGAGUUUCAGACAGGGAUAUACUCAAUCUGUGUUUAAGGCCAAGUUCUUUAUUACCAAUGAAAGACAAUCAGGACAGGUAAGAGGUACUUAAAGCUAGAAUCCUUAUUAGCUACAUCUAUUUUUUUUAAACUUAUUUUUACCCAUUUAAUCUUAAAGAAAAAGCUUCAAAUUCCUCAUGAGCUCAGUUCAGCUAUUGUGUCCCAUUUUGUAAACAAAAACAUGGUUAAAAAUGUUAUUUUGAUAUCCUGGAUGGUCAGUCCUUGCAUCCAUAAGCUCUGUCUAUGAAUGAGUGGCUACAUUUUUUUCCAGGCCCGUCCCUCAGCUAGGAUUCUAGCUUAAGAGACAAAUGAGCGACCAUGAAUGUGUCAGGAUGAGCUAUCUACCACCUCAUGGCUGUUGGUCAUAUACUGAAACUUUGCAUUACCUUAACACAGUGAAAAGUACAAAGGGGAGAAUUCCAUUUACAUCAAUGACUGAAGUGAACAUUUAACUUUAGUGGAAGUUGGGAUUCUACACUGAACAAAAAUACAAACGGAACGUGUAAAGUGAUGGUUACAUGAGCUGAAAUAAAAUAUUCCAGAAAUUUUUCAUA